GACAUAGAGAUACCAAGAGAGAGAGGAGACUCUUCCGUCUCCUAACUCCCUAGCCCUCUUUCCACCGGGAUCUCGCGAUAAUUUUCAUGCCGCCCAGGCGCCCUGUGAGGACUGCGGCGGGGCGCUUGCUGCCGGGGCUGGACUCCAGAUAUAAAGAAGUGCACCAAGAACAUCAUCCCCCUCUUGUUGCAUCUGGCGCCACAAGGACAUGAUACUCUACACAGGUGAAGAAGAGAGAAUAUACUGAGUGGGAUUAUUGGACUCUUGCAUUCAUUAGAUAUUUCUCUCCAAGAAGUGCAGUGCACUCAAAAUACCCAGGACCUGUGAUGCCUGACUCCUUCUUUACUAUAUGGAGAAGUUGCAUGUGAAGGGGGAUCUUGUUGCCACAAAACCAGAGCUGGACUCUCCUCUGACAAGCUGUCGCCAUGAACAUGCAGAUUUUUAUUGUUGCUGGUCUCCUGGUACACUGUGUGUUCCUGAUCUCUAUCUUUGAUAUUUACUUCACGUCUCCUUUGGUCCAUGGCAUGACUCCUCAGCACACACCACUGCCUCCACCAGCACAGCGCUUAGUACUUUUUGUCGCUGAUGGUUUACGUGCAGACUCGCUUUAUGAAGUAGAUGACGAUGGCACUUCUAAUGCUCAUUACCUGAGGCACAUCAUACUAUCCAAAGGGAGCUGGGGCGUAUCUCAUACUCGUGUCCCGACAGAAUCUAGACCUGGGCACGUAGCCCUCAUCGCUGGAUUUUAUGAAGACGUCAGUGCUGUUGCUAGAGGAUGGAAAGAAAACCCAGUGGAAUUUGAUUCUAUUUUCAAUGAAAGUAAAUAUACUUGGAGCUGGGGAAGUCCAGACAUUCUGCCUAUGUUUGCCAAAGGUGCUACUGGAGAUCAUGUUUACACCCAUUGUUACAAGGCUGAAAGUGAAGACUUUGCUGCAGAAGAUGCCACUGUUCUAGACACUUGGGUUUUUGAUCAUGUUAAGGAGUUCUUCAACUCUGCCAGAAACAAUGAAACUUUGCACUCUAAAUUGCAUGAGCCAAAAAUAGUUUUCUUCCUGCACUUAUUAGGAAUAGACACAAAUGGACAUGCUCAUCGGCCACAUUCAAGGGAGUAUAAGAACAAUAUCAGGAAAGUUGAUGAAGGUAUAAAAGAAAUUGUUUCAGUGAUUGAGGAUUUUUAUGGAAAUGACGGCAACACAGCUUUUAUCUUGACUUCUGACCAUGGAAUGACAGAUUGGGGGACACAUGGAGCCAGUCAUCCAUCAGAGACUUUAACACCACUAGUUACUUGGGGCGCAGGAAUCAAAUAUCCACAGAGAGUCACCUCACAACAAUUUGAAGAUGAUUUUUUGAAAGAUUGGAAGCUGGAGACCUUGAAGCGGCAGGAUGUCAGUCAGGCUGAUAUCGCACCACUGAUGGCUUCCCUUAUUGGAGUGCCUUUUCCUCUGAACUCAGUGGGUGUCCUUCCUCUGGAGUACUUGAAUAAUACAGCUCGUUUUAAAGCAGAAAGUAUCUUUACAAAUGCUGCUCAGAUUCUUGAGCAAUAUAAGGUUAAGAUGGCUCAGAAGAAGAAAAGCACAUUACCAUUUCUGUUUUCACCAUUCAAGCCUCUCUCUGAUUCAGAGCAGAUUGACAUCCUUAGGAAAGCAAGAGCUUUCAUUCAGCAUGGGAAAUAUGAGGAAGCAGUAUCUCUUUGUAUCAAGCUGAUUAACCUUGCUUUAGAAGGGCUCUCAUAUUAUCAUACAUAUGACAGGUUUUUCUUAGGCAUAAGUGUUGCCAUGGGUUUUGUAGGCUGGACAUUUUACGUGAUCCUCAUUAUCAUAAAGGCACAUACUGGUCUGACUAGGAAUAUCACAACAUAUAAGGCAGCUGGCAGUUUUUUUCAAUAUACAUUUCUUGCUGUUGGAGUAUUGAUAGCCAUUUUCCUUCUCAUUCAAAGUUUACCUUGGACCUAUUACAUAUAUUGUCUAUUACCAGUUCUGCUAUGGUAUGCAGUUUUGAAAGAAUAUCCUGUAAUUCAAGAAGUAAUUACAUUUCUAUUGAAGUUUCAACGAACACAGUUUGUUGGAUUCUUGUUAGUCUUCACCUUGGGAAUUGAAAUAUUAGUUUGCUCCUUCUUUUAUCGGUCUGCUCUUAGCUUUGGUCUGAUUACCUUUUCUGCAUGGCCUUUGGUUACGAAGCCAUGGACUCAAGUCAAGGUAACUGCACUAAGCUGGAUUCUUUCAUGCUUGCUUCUGGCAGUUUUCCCCUUGAUGCCCAUUGUAGGAAGACAGCCGAAUAUCUCUCUGGUAACAGCAGCAGGCCUGCUGACUUUGUUGAUGGCUUUAUCCUACCUGGUGGCAUGUCUUUGGAAAAGCAAACAGAAAUACUUGCAUCAUAUGGAUCUAAAAAUAUAUCUUUUUCAGCUGCUGAAUCUGGCAGUGGCAACAUAUGUUGUAAACAGUACUCACCGCAGCCUUCGCAGCAAACAAGGAUUGCCUGUCAUAAAUCAAAUUAUUAGCUGGACAACAUUAGUUUCAUCCUUGAUAAUGCCACUCCUAAGCCCCACAUUUCUGUUCCUGAGGUUGCUGAGCAUCCUUCUUUCUUUGAUGUCAACAUACCUUCUGCUAAGUACAGGGUAUGAAGCCCUUUUCCCUCUGGCGCUGGCUUUGUUGAUGUUUGUGUGGAUAAAUGUGGAACAAGAAGCAGUACAACAUUACGGAUUUUUACAUAAGCCAAAGCUUGCUGCUCUCAGCUUUUCGCACACCACGGAUAUAACACAGUUUCGACAACUCCACGUAGAUGAUAUCAGGCGAUCUUUCUUCUUUGUCUUCUUCAUGGUGACAGCAUUUUUUGGUACCGGAAACAUAGCUUCUGUUAACAGCUUUGAUCCAACUUCCGUCUACUGCUUUUUGACAGUUUUCAGCCCUUUCUUGAUGGGAGGCUUGCUACUGUGGAAGCAGAUUGCAAUCCCCUUUGUUCUUGUGUCAUGUGCUUUUGAAGCUGUUCAAGUCACAACCCAGCUAUCAUCUAAAAGGCUUUUCCUCAUUGUUCUUGUGAUUUCAGACAUUAUGGCUUUGCACUUCUUCUUUCUGGUUAAAGAUUAUGGAAGCUGGCUCGAUAUUGGAACAAGCAUUAGCCAUUACGUCCUUGUGAUGUCCUUCACUAUCUUUCUGAUGCUCUUAAGCGGACUGGCCCAGCUGCUCACUACAAAGAGACUAGGCCUUUGGGAAGGAACAAAGCACCAUUCAUUGUGACAGAUGACUGAGAUGCCCAUAUUUUCGGAACUUGCACUCUUCCUGAGGGAUAGAUAGAAUUAUGAGAUUGGCUGCUUGAACUCGUAAAGAACUUGAUACUACAGACAAUGCCUUGACCCUGAUUGUCUUUAGAAUUGAAUCUAGUGUGUGUGUGUUUUAAAGGAUGGUGAAGGUACACUGCCGUAAGCCUCUUGCCAAAACCCAAAUGACAGAGUGACCUUUUUUGGGGGGUGUUAAAUAUGAGUGCUGUGCUCAGUUUCCCAGUUGGGAUUCAGAUGGGUGACAAGAAGGGAAAUUGGCUCUAUAAUUUGUCUGAAAGGUACAGGAAAACAAUUCCAAGGACUGCUGUCUGUAGGACACAACUACUGUCUUGCCCGUUGUCCUUAAAUCACUAUCCAUUUUUGGACAAAAUAAUAGAUUGAUAUGCCAAGAGAUCAGCAUGCUCCAGAAUUUAUUUCAUGCUGUGUUUCAUUUUGGAGUUUAAAAUUAAUCUUAAAGGCUUAUGUAUAAAUGGGUUGAGACUAAAGCUGGGAUUCUGCUACUUUUUAAAAUGGGUGUGUGCUUGUGUGGAGAAAGAAAGGACUUUUUAAGCACUGUAUUUUUAUACUUCUUUAAGAUGCAGAAAACAAAUGCAAUUAAUUCAGGAAACAAUAUAUUUUUUUCUCUAAGUAAACCAGCAAAAUCUUAUAAUGAUGUGAGAGGGGGCUGGGCCACAAGUGUAUCAUUGGCACAGUAUAAAAAUGGGCACCAUGUUGCAUAAUAUGCUUUUGGUGGUUUUAACACUUUCAUCUGGAGGGUUAGUCUGUCAAUUAAAAAAUGAGCCUAAUGCUUCUCCAGCCAAGCCUUGAUAAGUCAACAGAACUUUUCCAGUGAGUGACAGUAGUUGCUGUUGCUGAAGAAUUUAGGGGGGCAAGAGGGAUGGAUAGUGUAUUCAAACUAGAUUGAGAGCUUGUGAUGCUACCAAUUCUAAAAAACAACAUGAAGUUAUUCUAUAUAUUUUGCUUAACAUAUUUUUUUCCUGGAUAUAAUAUGUAAGAAGCUGUAGGAAACCAAGAAUUGGUUAUACAGUGGUGCCCCGCAUAGUGACGUUAAUCCGUUCCAGGAUUAACGUCGCUAUCCAGAAACAUCGCUA
Pogona vitticeps (central bearded dragon) is the source of this 4365-nucleotide messenger RNA. It is a transcript of the gene PIGN, whose product is annotated as phosphatidylinositol glycan anchor biosynthesis class N. Lineage: Eukaryota; Metazoa; Chordata; Lepidosauria; Squamata; Agamidae. The record is from RefSeq and is a predicted model, not a curated record. Gene Ontology annotation, molecular function: mannose-ethanolamine phosphotransferase activity. Gene Ontology annotation, cellular component: endoplasmic reticulum membrane. Gene Ontology annotation, biological process: GPI anchor biosynthetic process.